Molecule: messenger RNA, 2211 nt
Organism: Rosa rugosa (rugosa rose)
Lineage: Eukaryota; Viridiplantae; Streptophyta; Magnoliopsida; Rosales; Rosaceae
Exons: 6
Coding region: 1-2211 (736 amino acids)
Molecular function (GO): helicase activity
Source: RefSeq, a predicted model, not a curated record
AUGGAGGUUUCAGUUUCAGGCAAGAAAAAGAUCAAGCCUGACCCUUUCACUGAUAUUGUGUUUUCUUGGUCCCUGGAGGACAUUUUCAAUGAGGAUCUUUACAAAGACAAGGUGAAAAAGAUUCCUGAAUCAUUUCAAUCGGCUCAGCAUUACUUUCGGUCUUAUAUAUAUCCUUUACUGGAAGAAACCCGAGCAGAAUUGCAUUCAAAUAUGAAAACUCUUAAUAGAGCACCGUUUGCUCAAGUAGUGCGUUUUGAAGAAGCCAAGCCAUAUGGAACAAAGCUAUAUGAUGUCAAGGUUGAUAAAUGGCAUAACAGGUUCAUUGAUAGUGGCAAGGAGCCAUAUAAAACUUUGCCCGGUGAUCUUUUUGUUUUAGCUGAUGCUAAACCUGAAACUGUUUCCGAUUUACAAAGAGUAGGGAGGUCAUGGGCUUUUGCAUCGGCCACUAAUUAUGUCCCAGAAAGUGAGAAUGAAGAUGACAGUACCUCUCUUUAUUUCGAAGUCAAGGCAUCAAAAGAGUUUGAAGUCGAAAAUAGCAGGACAUCACUUUUUAUAGUUUUCUUGGGGAGUUUAAUCCGUGAUGGAAGAAUUUGGAAAGCGUUGCACAUGUCCAGAAAUCUGAAGAUUAUCAACGAAGUUCUAUGCACUGAUUCUAUGGUUCAGAAAGGUUUCUGCUCUGAAAGGAAUAAUGACAUCUGGAAUCAGAGUAUAGUUGAGAGUUUAUCAUCUGGAUUGAAUGAAUCCCAAACUGGGGCAGUGUUGGCCUGCCUUGAAAUGCUGCAUUCUGGUGAAAAGUCUGCCGUGCAACUUAUCUGGGGUCCUCCUGGUACUGGAAAAACAAAAACCACAAUGGUGAGUAAAGCAGAGCCAAAUGAUUUGUUUUGUUCUUUAGGAGAAAUUCUUCUGUUUGGGAAUAAGGAGCGACUCAAAAUUGGUGCAGACAUUGAAGAAAUUUAUAUGGAUUGCCGCGUCAAAAGGCUUGUAGAUUUUUUGGGGCCAAGGACUGGUUGGAGGGAUUGCUUUGCUUCCAUGAUAGGUUUACUUGAGGAUUGUGUUUCUGAUUACCAUAUUUUCUUGGAAAAUGAGUUCACGAAAGAGACAGAACAAAUGAAUGUUAGUGAAACGAAAGAUAAAGAAUGCAGAAGAGGUGCUCAAGUUAAAAAGGGGAAGUGCAAAACAUUUGUUCAAUUUUUGAGAGGUAGAUUUGCGUCUACUGCAACACCGUUAAGAUAUUGCAUUUCUGUGUUCUGUACCCAUGUAGGGAAAAAUUAUAUUUCGGUAGACAAUUUCCAAGACUUGGUUUCGCUUAUCCGGUUAGUUGAUUCCUUUGAGUUACUGUUAUCUCAAGAUAAUGUUGUUUCUGAAGUGUUGGAAGAACUCUUUUCUCAUUCGGAUGUUGAAGAUGUGUCUGAGUCGUUUGUAGGCAACUCUUUUGAUCUUUGUAUGAUGAGAAGGGAUUGCCUUUUAGCUUUACGCACUCUACGGGAUUCUCUUAGUCAACUUAAACUUCCAAAUAUUAGGAAUGAGGAAUCUAUACGGAAGUUCUGUUUUCAAAGAGCAUCUCUAAUAUUUUGCACUGCAUCUAGUUCGUAUAAGCUGCAUAGAGUGGCAAUGGAACCACUAAGCAUUGUUGUUAUUGACGAGGCUGCACAGCUAAAAGAGUGUGAGUCAACAAUACCCCUGCAACUUCCAGGUGUGAAGCAUGCUGUUCUUGUUGGUGAUGAAUGUCAGUUACCAGCUACGGUAAUAAGCAAGGUUUCUGAUGAAGCUGGUUUUGCAAGAAGCUUGUUUGAGAGGUUGAGCUUAAUGGGUCAUUCAAAACAUAUUUUAAAUAUGCAAUACAGAAUGCAUCCAUCAAUAAGUUUAUUCCCAAAUUCAAAUUUCUAUAAAGACUUGAUCCAGGAGAAGCACUAUCUUCCAGGAGCAAUGUUUGGUCCUUAUUCUUUUAUAAAUGUGAUUGAUGGAAGAGAGGAAAAAGAAGAGGAUGGACCCAGUCGGAAAAAUAUAGUGGAGGUUGCUAUUGUUUCAAAAAUACUGCGGAAUCUGUACAAAGGCAUGUCUAGCAGGAGAUUCUUCUUCAUAUUCUCAUCUCAGUAUUUUAAUCAUUGGGAUUUCCAAAUUGAUGCUUUUUAUGCUUUUGGUUUAAAUUUUACAUUACCUUAUUCACUAAAGAAUACUGACUUGAACUGCAACAAAUCACUUCUCAUGUAA